Notolabrus celidotus (New Zealand spotty) is the source of this 1473-nucleotide messenger RNA. RefSeq lists its product as uncharacterized. Gene Ontology annotation, biological process: regulation of toll-like receptor signaling pathway. The record is from RefSeq and is a predicted model, not a curated record. Bases 187 to 1044 code for a protein of 285 amino acids. The transcript is spliced from 2 exons. Lineage: Eukaryota; Metazoa; Chordata; Actinopteri; Labriformes; Labridae.
GAUUAAUAAAGGAAGUGUGUUUCACGGGGCGGAGGGGCCACUUCGCAGAUGCAGAAGUGAAACAGGCUAGUUAAACUUGACUUUACAUACACAAAAACUCUGAGCCAUUUGCCCCACAGACAGACUAUCAGACAACACAAAGUGGGCUAAAGGAGGCAGAGAAGAAGAAAACAGUCCAUCUGAGUCAUGUUAGCUGAAGGUUUUCUCAGAGCUCUGCAUUACAAAGAGGAGAGAAAGUUUGCCACAGCCCCCAGACUGAGGACAUCACAGACACACACUCAUUGCACAGAUCCGAGCUGUAACCUCUCUGACUCAAGCUCCACAGACCCUCAGACUGAUGCAGCUAAAGCAGGCCCAAACCAAAAGGAACUAGAUCUCAACCAAUUCCAGGGACUAAAAGUGAUUCCUCAGGGUCCUGCACCCCUCUUGAUCCCUGGCUGUUCCCCUGUUCCUGCACUGGAUCCUGACUACAUACUCUGUCUAGAGGAUUGUAGCCUCCUGGAACAGUAUCCAGACCUGCAGGUGGCUGACUCAGGUCGCAUCUCAAACAACCUACCGAAAGCCCUCAUCAACUACAACGUUGUCGCUGAAGUCUCUGAUCAGCCUGAAUGGGCAGCCAGACAGGAGCCUCAAGGCGAGCCUCUGACAUCGAUACCAGACCAGGGUUAUCUGGUUAUGGGGGCCAGUGUGAACAUCAGCUCGGAUCUGCCUGGAUCCAGGUUGGAGCCCAUGUCCAACUCAGUACUGAAUGGGCUGCUGGACAAACAGCUGGAGGAAGUGUACAUGCAGCACCUGACUGACAACUUGGCUCGAUGUAACUCGCAUCUGGGAAACAGCCUCCUGCAUGGCCUUGUGCCUCCGCCACAGCCCAGCAGCCAGUCGGGGGGGCCUGACUCACUGGAGGCUAGUCUGGAAGGAGGAUCAGGAGGAGACAGCGGCAAGAAGAUCAGUUAUCUGGGCACCCAGAACUUAGCUCCCUGCUCAUCCAACUUCAGCUCCCCUGUGCUGAGGAUUUCAGAGGCUGACAAUACUUAUCUUCAAUGAAUGCAAUCAACCACAUGACCUGCAAGAAUGGUAAAUGCAUUUUUUAAUUUGUGUUUCUCUCCUCCUUCCUCUUUCAUUCCAAGCUUACUCACAUGCAUCUGAAACAUGUGAAUAUGGUAUUUCAGUUAAUCAAAGCAUGCGUUUAUUUUUGUUUUCAUUAUGCCUUUGUUAGCUGGCUUGGGGAAAUAAUGCCUCAUACUUACCUGCUCUCAUGUGCCACCUGCUGUUGGAUUGUUGUACUACGUCAACCUGUAUAUACCUGCCAUACAUCAGAAUUAAUUCUAUUGGCAUACAGUAUGUGUGUAAGAUAUGUAUUACAUUGAAGCAAACUGACCCAUGGUAAGCUAAGAGAAUGAAGCUGUGAUAUAACUGAAAGAUGUGAUGGUGUGAAUUAUUUCAAAGUAAAAUUUAAUAAAGAAAGAGUCCUGA